Molecule: messenger RNA, 1068 nt
Organism: Penicillium manginii
Lineage: Eukaryota; Fungi; Ascomycota; Eurotiomycetes; Eurotiales; Aspergillaceae
Product: nitronate monooxygenase
Exons: 5
Coding region: 1-1068 (355 amino acids)
Molecular function (GO): nitronate monooxygenase activity
Source: RefSeq, a predicted model, not a curated record
AUGACAGCCCUUGAAUCUAAAAAGCUUCUGCAGAAGUGGUUUCCCCACACAACCAGUCCCUUCAUCGCCAAUGCCCCGAUGCUCGGAUUCACGGACCCUGAGAUGGCGAACGCCGUCAACCAAGCUGGUGGUCUGGGCUUCAUCAGCGGCGGCUUCAACUUCAAGCCCGAAUCAACACACCUGUCAGACCUAGAGAAGAGCCUAGUACAUACCCGCUCAAUUACAGGAACUACCUCAACAGAAACCCUACCCAUCGGCGUCGGCUUUAUCACAUUCAGUCCCGUGGGAUUUGAAAAUGCCGUCACCAUCCUGGCAAAGUACCGGGUCGCCGCCAUCUGGCUAGCUUUCCCAAAAGCAGAUAUCGACCACGGAUCCCUCGUCCAAAUUAUUCGUGAUUCUCAGAAACAGAAUGGCUGGGAUGUCAAGAUAUUCGUUCAAGUCGGUACUGUGCAAUCUGCUAAAGAGGCUAUAGAUGAGGGUGUGGAUGUUCUUGUUGCGCAGGGUACGGAUGCGGGUGGGCAUCAGUGGGCGCAGGGGGCUGGUCUUAUGUCUCUUUUACCUGAGGUGCGCGAUGCAGUGCGUGCGAAGUCUGCUUCUGAUCGUAUUGCUAUUUUGGGGGCUGGAGGGAUUGUUGAUGGGCGAGGGUGUGUUGCCGCUCUAGGGCUUGGUGCUGAUGGAAUUGUUAUGGGAACAAGAUUCGUCGCGACUGCAGAGUGUCCUGCACCAGAGCAAAUCAAGCAGACAAUCGUCUCGGCCACCGACGGUGCUGUUUCGACGGUCAAAUCGGUCCAGCAUGACGUGUUUCAAUCAACUGAUGUUUGGCCGGCGCAAUAUGAUGGGAGAGCUGUGAUUGGAAUCAGCUAUACGGAUUCCCAGUCCGGUGUUACCGAUGAAGAGGUCAUCCAGCGGUAUAAUGAUGCUAGAAAGAUGGGACAAGACCAUCGACGAACAGUGUGGGCUGGUGCAAGCGUUGGAGUUAUCGAUGCUGUGGUUUCUGUGGACGAGUUGAUUAAAGGUAUACAGCAGGAAGUCAAGGAGGUUGUGGCGAGAAUCACGGCAAACAUCUAG